Messenger RNA from Onthophagus taurus, 2178 nucleotides. It is a transcript of the gene Cdc23, whose product is annotated as cell division cycle protein 23. Gene Ontology annotation, cellular component: anaphase-promoting complex. The record is from RefSeq and is a predicted model, not a curated record. Gene Ontology annotation, molecular function: protein binding. Gene Ontology annotation, biological process: anaphase-promoting complex-dependent catabolic process; protein ubiquitination; cell division. Lineage: Eukaryota; Metazoa; Arthropoda; Insecta; Coleoptera; Scarabaeidae.
UUCAUUGUUAUAGAGUUUGAUAACAUUUAUUUGAAGCAAAAGCAUGGCUGCGCAGAAUGAGUCAUUAUUAGAGUAAAUUACCGCGUACUUGCUAGGUUAAGUUCACAAUGUUCAGUCUAUUGAAACUUUGGUUUAACCCCAAAUAAUCGUUUAACACACGUUUGAGAUCAUUUCUUGUAUUUUGUUUAGUGGAUUUAAUAACUAUGAAGAAAUUAAAAUCUAACAUCAAUAUUUUGGGUAAAAUGAACGUGUUUGAACUUGUUUUAAGAGAAGCCAUGAAAAUUUGUGUGCAAGAGUGAUUUAAAUAACGCUAUGUAACAUCUAACUUCAUACCUAAAUGUUAACCUUAAAAAUUAAAAAUUAACCUACAAAUUUCAAAGCAAAGUAGAGAAAUAAAAUGGAUAUUACAGUAGACAAAUUAGAUUUGCAUGUAGUGAAGCUUGAUUUAGCUAAAGGAAUUAAAGAAUGUUCGGAGCGGGGGUUAAUACAUUCUGUGAAAUGGUUGUCCGAACUCAAUUUUUCUUUAUCUUAUAUAAAACUACCAUCGGAAGAUUACAAUCAAAUUUCUAACGUUUACGACGACGAAUACGAUGUUUACGCUAUGGCUAAAUCUUAUUUAGAUUUAAAAGAAUACGAUCGAUGUGCUCAUUAUACCAAAAAUUGUGUUAAUUUAAGAACAAGAUUUUUACAUUUUUAUUCUAGAUAUUUAUCGAUUGAAAAAAAGAAAUUAGAUAAUAUGACCGAUUCUCAUUGUCCACCGGAUCCGAUGAAUAAUGCAGCAUUAAAAAAUUUAUGUGCCGAUUUAAAAGCGGAUUAUUAUGACAAGAAAAUGGAUGGUUAUUGUUUGUAUUUAUAUGGGGUUGUGUUAAAACGUCUUGAAGUAACUAACACAGCUAUCGAUGUUUUUAAUGAAGCUGUAAAUGCAACUCCAAUUUUAUGGAGUGCUUGGCAAGAAUUAGCUCAAAUGAUACCAAAUAAAAAUAAAUUAAUGUCAAUGACUUUUGCGAACCAUUGGAUGAAACCUUUUUUUCUUGCUUUCGCUUAUUUAGAACAUUUGUGUAACGAUGAGAGUUUAGAAAUUUAUUGUAACUUGCAUGAUCAAGGUUUUCAUAAAAGUUCGUUUUUGAUGGCACAAACUGCCAUUGUACAUCAUAAUAGAAGAGAGCUAGAAAAAUCGAUAGAAGCAUUUAAAGAAUUAAUAAAAGAUGAUCCUUAUCGUUUAGAUAAUUUAGACACUUACUCAAAUUUGCUUUAUGUAAGAGAAUUAAAAAGCGAUUUAGCUUAUUUGGCACACACAGCAGUGGCCAUUGAUAAAUAUCGCGUUGAAACUUGUUGUAUUAUCGGAAAUUAUUAUAGUAUUCGUUCAGAUCAUCCAAAAGCAGUUUUGUACUUUCAAAGGGCUUUAAAAUUAAACCCACAAUAUUUAUCAGCUUGGACACUAAUGGGGCACGAAUACAUGGAAAUGAAAAAUACCAACGCAGCGAUUCAAUGUUAUAGGCACGCCAUUGAAAUUAAUAAACGAGAUUAUCGUGCUUGGUACGGUUUAGGACAAACUUAUGAAAUAUUAAAAAUGCCUUAUUAUUGUAUGUAUUACUAUAAACAAGCCCAACAUUUACGACCGGUUGAUAGCCGAAUGUUGGUGGCUUUAGGAGAGACAUACGAAAAAUUAGACAAAAUUGAAUAUGCCCUAAAAUGUUAUUAUAAAGCAUGCAACCUUGGUGACAUCGAAGGAAUGGCUUUAGUUAAAUUGGCUAAGUUAUAUGUAAAGUUGAAUCAUCAAGUAAAUGCUGCUGCAGCUUAUGCUGAAUUUGUGGGUAAAAUCGAAUUGAAAAACUCGAUGACUUAUGAAGACCAAGGCGAAUUUUGUAUGGCCCUCCAAUUUUUGGCACAUUACCACAUGAACAAAGGAGAAUAUGAUGAAGCUCAAAUGUAUGCAAAUAAAUUGUUAGAAAUCGAUCAAACGAAAGAAAAUGGUAGAGCUUUAUUAAAAACUAUAGCUGCUAAAAGAGGUGAACAAGAAUCAGAAUUAAUGCCCAUGGAUGAAACCGGUAAUAUUUCCAAUAUGAAUAUGACAAACAUCUCAAACGUCGAGAUGGUGUUUUCACCUCAAUAGCUUAAAAAUUUAAGAAUGUUUAAUUUUAUAUUAUAGAUGAAUAAAUUUAUUUUUUUGUAUUAUGA